AUGAUUCACAAAAAGGGUGACAAGACUGACCCAGCUAACUACCGUGGUAUUACCCUUAUCAAUACAAUCACCAAGAUUUUUACAUCUUGGAGAGAGAUAUUUGGCAUUUUUGUGGACUUCCAAAGAGCGUUUGACUCGGUUCCUCACACACUUCUUUGGGAAAAGCUCUAUCGAUUAUCGCUGAGUACUAAGUUCAUCAACACAAUCAAAUCGCUCUAUAACGAAUCCUCAUUACAAGUAAAAGGAAUGGAAUCCAAAUCGAACGUGUUUGAGGUCACCGAGGGUGUCUUGCAGGAAGAGGCUCUAAGUCUUGAUCUGUUUCUACUUUUUAUAGCUGACAUCGAACAUUUAUUCAGAUCCAAAGGCCUUUACAGCCUUAGUAUUAACGGACUAACUGACAUCCUGAUGCUUCUCUACGCUGACGACACGGUCAUCUUUGCUCACUCUCCUAUUGAUUUGUUAAGAAAACUCAGAAUGCUAGAAGAGUACUGCGACGCAAGUGGGCUUACUGCCAAUAAAUCAAAAGCCAAGAUUGUCACCUUUAAAGCUGCUGAGAGGAUUCGUGAUUGCACACCGCAAUACAGAAUGUACAAGGGCUCGUGUUUGGAGAUAGUCAAAAGCUACUCUUAUUUGGGUGUCAACAUAUCUACGUCAACAAAGGGCCUAAUUCCAUUACAAACAGCUAUUAGCAAGGCUAAAUGCGCCUCGGGAGCUGCCAUGUCCAUAUUAGCUAGGGCUAGAUAUGACUCGUGGGAAGCCUACAACAAAAUCUUCGAGACCAUGGUUGAGUCUGUUUUCUUGUAUACUUUCCCCGCAUGGAAUCUUUGGUACCGCAACUCACUGGAGCCCGUUCAAACCUAUUUCUGCAAAAAACUCUUUAAACUUUCCCGAAAUUCGGCUGACUAG
Cotesia congregata is the source of this 906-nucleotide messenger RNA. The record is from the annotation of a GenBank genome assembly. Lineage: Eukaryota; Metazoa; Arthropoda; Insecta; Hymenoptera; Braconidae.